Messenger RNA from Arabis nemorensis, 222 nucleotides. NCBI's taxonomy places the organism in Eukaryota, Viridiplantae, Streptophyta, Magnoliopsida, Brassicales, Brassicaceae. The record is from the annotation of a GenBank genome assembly.
AUGAAACUAGCAGAAUCGCACCUUGAGACAUGCUCAAAUACUCCUGAGGAUAUUGACCUCUUUAACGUAAACUCCGCCUUGGCAUUCUUCCGUGUCCACUCCUUUGUCGCUUCCGCUGUCGCAGCAGCUCCCCUUGGUGGUGUUGUGCUACUACCGCCGACGACAUCCCAUAAGUCUUCACUAAUCAAGUAUGACUCCAUACAUGACUUCCAUAACCGAUAG